AUGUUCUGUGAAAUAAAUCCCCUAGUCGAGUGGUCGGUCGGCCAAACUCGUCCCGAUCAAUGGAUCAUUGGCUCCAAGAUAGUAUGCGAGAGAGUCCAAGAUCAAGAGUCUAAGCCGGUCGAUGCCCUUGUCAGCUGGGAAUCUGGGGGACAGACCUUCUAUCUCCGCAAACGAACUCCCAAUGAUCCAACAAGAACGGGAAACACCGAGACUGAUAGGGUUCGUGGCUCUGGGGCUUCAGCCGCCGUCUGGUGUAUUGGAGAUCGCUACUUCAAGGCCCAUGCUUGGCAUGGAGGCAUGGAGCUCGAGUCUACCAACAUCCGCUUUGUCAGGGAUAAGGUACCCAGUGUGCCAGUCCCGGAUGUGAUAUAUGAGUGGACGGACCCUGACUUCAACAGGAGCUUCCUUGUCACAAGAGAAAUCAGUGGAAGGACCCUGGAAGAAGCAUGGCCGGACCUAGGACGUCUUCACCGUGAGCUGCUUGCUGAGCAAGUUGCCAAUCAUAUCAGCGAGCUGGCCAAGCAUACAUCCUCCAGCUUCAAGACAAUCUGCGGCUCUGGAGUAUUUGAGCCGUGCCUCCUAGAAAAGCGCCAAAAAGAGCGUCCAUGCUGGCUGCCAAGAUUGCUUGGCCCAUUCAAGGAGGAGGAUGACAUGCGAAAUUACAUGCUGAGGAUCUCGAACGAAGUGCCCCCGGAAAUCGACCAGGAGUUCUGCUUCUACCAUGCCGAGCUUGGACCAAAGAAUAUCAUCCUCAAUAACAAAGGUGCUAUUGUCUGCAUAAUAAACUGGGAGUCCGCAGCGUACUACCCAAGUUUCUGGGUAGCCACCAAACCCUUGCUCGACAGUUUUGAUCUAGAAUCUGAUACGGAGACACCGAAGAGCUGGGCGCUUAUUCUGAGGCGCAAACUCGAAGAGCAUCAUUUUACGGAGCAGAACCGCAAAUAUGAUCGUUGGGUCAAAGGUAUGCUUUGA
Messenger RNA from Clonostachys rhizophaga, 972 nucleotides. NCBI's taxonomy places the organism in Eukaryota, Fungi, Ascomycota, Sordariomycetes, Hypocreales, Bionectriaceae. The record is from the annotation of a GenBank genome assembly.